AACAGCUUCGGAUGAACCAGAACAUAUAUGACAUCUCUGUGAUUUCAAUUUCUAACCUCAUUUUUAGUUUUCUUGUAGUUGAGGCUUUAAAUUUUAGACAAUUUUAGGCAAAAUUACUUUAUACCUAAUAGCUUACAGAAAUUAUCAUAAAUUUGGAGUAAUGGACGGAGAAAACACUAUAAAUAAAUCUGAUUUUUUUCUUAGAGAGAUUCCAGAUGUGAAAAUUAGCCGUGAUAACUACCCUUUAAAAAAAACUGUCGUAAAGGAAGAACUCCAAUUUUUAAGGCUUAAUGAGGGGAUCCAAGAAAAAAUAAUGGAAACUCUGAAAUACAUUCAUGGCCCUGAAUUCAAACUUAAAGAUGCAUCAGCUUAUGAAGAAGAAACAUCAAAUCUUUUAAAAAAAUAUUGGGUUGGUCAAGGAAGUUUGGUUGUUAAAGGAGGUUUUGAUUUUUCCCAAAGUAAAGAUGAGCCCACUGAUGAAUCGGACAGAUUGAAACAGUUCGGACUCAUGAGGCUAGAAAGUUAUGGAUUUCAUAAAAAUCACUGCAUAGAAGCUUUCAACUACUGUAGAGGUGACAUUGAAGAUUGUCUUUAUUUGUUAUAUCACAAGUAUUUCAACUGGGAUGGAACGCAAAAAGAAAUAGAUCAUGGUUUAUCAGAAAAAGAAUUAUUAGAACAGAGAGUAGAUGAAAGAAGUUCCCUUGAAUCAAUCUACGAGAAUUCAUUCAAAGCCAAAACAAAUAGUGUAUGGAUCCUGACCAUGAAAUUGGAUUACCUCAUAAGUAUCUUUCACAAGAUAGAAAUAAAAAAACCUAAAGACAAUAAUCAACAAAAGAAAGAAAAAUGUAGAAACUUGUUGAGAGGAAACUGUAAAUUUGGCAAUAAAUGUAGGUUUUCUCAUGAGAUAGAAAAAGUUGAAGUCAUUCCAAAUGCUCAUCUGAACAACUAUUCAUUUGAUCUUGAGAUUAGGUUUCCUCAUAAUACAAAAUAUCCUUACGAACCCCCUUUGAUAUUUCUGAAGACAAACGCUGUCCUUCCUCCCCUUUUAAAUCUUCAUAUCUGCAAAAGAUUGUAUGAGGAAGCCAAAUUAUUAGCUGAGGAUGGAAUACCUUGUGUUUAUACAAUCACUGAAUUACUUCAAAACGAAGAAGCAAUUAAACAGCAUCUGAAGGAAGAUGUAGACUUUUUGAAACAUAAUCAAAAAUUAUUUGAUAGGAGGGAACCAAAAAAAGAAAGAACUAUCAGGCCCAGUCACUAUGAGAAAGGAAUAACAAACAGGUCCAAUAAAAAAGUUCAGAGCCUGGAAGAACUGAAAAAAGAAGACAAAAAAAUCGUGGAUGCUUUUCUUGCUAGGGUGAAAGAGGACAAAUACAGAUUGAUGAUGCAAGGACGAAAAAAUUUACCCGCCUGGAAUUUGAAAAAAGAUAUAAUAAAUACUAUUAGCCGAUCCCAAGUUGUUGUUGUUAGUGGUGAAACAGGCUGUGGUAAGAGCACCCAAGUGCCUCAGUUCAUCCUUGACGAGUGGAUGACAAAUUACAAUGAAAAUAAUGACCAUAUAGAAAUUGUUUGCACACAACCACGAAGGAUAUCAGCAAUCGGUGUUGCAGAAAGAGUCGCUGACGAAAGAAUUGAUAGAAUUGGCAAUACGGUAGGGUAUCAGAUCAGAUUAGAAAGUAAAAUAUCAUCCAGCACUCGACUGACGUUUUGUACAACUGGAAUAUUACUUAGAAGACUUGAAGGAGAACCUACUUUACCGAACGUCACUCAUAUUGUUGUUGAUGAAGUUCACGAACGAAGUGAAGAGAGUGAUUUUCUACUAUUAAUACUGAAAGAACUACUUCAAGUAAGACCUGACCUGAAAGUGAUUCUCAUGAGUGCUACUAUGAACGCUUCGUUGUUCUCUGAAUAUUUUGGUGAAAUCCCGAUUAUUAAUAUCCCGGGAAGAACAUUUCCAGUCGAUCAGUUUUUCCUUGAAGAUAUACUCGAGACAACGGGCUAUGUAUUAGAGGAAGGUUCGGAUUACUGCAAGAAGUUCAAACAGGGUUCUGAGGACAUUGACACGAUGAUGUCUUCUAGUGAAAUCAAUUAUGCCAAUGCCAUGCCUAGAAAUAAUAUUAGAGAUGAGAAUUUGGCCAUAUCUCAAGUUAUGGCUAGAUAUGAGGGUUUCAGCACCAGAACCUGCAAGAAUUUAUUUAUGAUGGACGUUGAGAAGAUAAAUUAUGAAUUGAUAGAGCAUGUGCUGUGUUGGAUAGUUUCUCGGGAGAAUUCCUAUCCAAAGACGGGUACUAUCUUAGUAUUUCUACCGGGAAUUGCAGAAAUCACAACAUUGUACGAUCAGUUGGCUGUUCAUCCAGAUUUUGGAACUAGAUCUGGAAAAUAUGUACUGCUUCCCUUACAUUCUUCUUUGACAAGUGAGGAGCAGGCAGCUAUAUUCAAAAAACCCAAACCUGGCCAAAGAAAAAUCGUUUUAUCGACCAAUCUCGCUGAAACUUCCAUCACUAUCGACGACUGUGUCUUUGUAAUUGACUCUGGCAAGAUGAAAGAGAAGCACUUCGACCCGAACAGAAAUAUGGAGAGUCUGGAAACGGUCUGGGUGACCAGGGCUAAUGCUCUCCAGAGAAAAGGACGUGCUGGAAGAGUUAUGAGCGGAGUGUGUGUCCAUCUGUAUACGAAUCAUAGGUUCAAGCAUCAUUUCCUGCCACAACCUGUGCCGGAAAUUAACAGGAUUCCUUUGGAACAGUUGGUAUUGAACAUCAAGGUCCUGCCCAAUUUCGAUAAUAGGGAUGUGGCUGACGUGUUGGGGUCAUUUAUUGAACCACCUUCUGAAGAGAAUAUAGUAACUGCUAUAAAGAGGCUUAAAAACGUUGGAGCCUUGGACAAAGAAGAUAAUCUGACUGCUCUGGGUCAUCACUUAGCAGCAUUGCCAGUUGACGUAAGAAUAGGAAAACUGAUCUUGUAUGGAGCCAUAUUUGGUUGUGUAGACGCCGCCCUUACAAUGGCUGCAUGUCUGAGCUCCAAAUCCCCCUUUGUAUCGCCUUUUGGAAAACGGGAAGAAGCCAAUAAGAAAAAACAGUCUUUUGCUUCCGGAUUCAGCGAUCAUAUCACUACACUAGUGGCUUACAAGAAAUUCCUAGACGUAUACAAGAAAACCAGGGUUGGAGCAAGAAAUUUCGCUUCCGAGAAUUAUCUCUCCUUCAAAACUCUCACCACCAUCGGGGACAUUAAGCAUCAAUUUCUAGAACUAUUAGUCGACAUUGGAUUCGUUUCCGUGAAUCUUGAACGGCGAAGAAAGCUGGGUUACGAUAACGUAUAUGAAAUUACAGGACCCGACUUCAAUCGGAACGGAGAGAACAUUCGACUUCUGACAUCUGUUCUCUGUGCUGCCCUCUAUCCCAAUGUAGUGAAAAUCUUAACACCAUCCAAAUCUUUUAUAAUGAGUGCGGCGGGGGCUGUGCCUAAAGAGAACGAAGCCAAAGAUAUGAAAUUCACUACCGCACAGGAAAGGGUCUUCAUGCAUCCAAGUUCUAUAAACUACACUGUCAGACACUUCCCAAGUCCCUACAUGGUUUAUCAAGAGAAAGUGCAAACUAGUAAGGUGUUUUUUAGGGACUGCACCAUGGUUCCUGUGAUACCGUUAGUUCUCUUCUCAGGAUACGACCUUAAUAUAUCAGUUCAAAAUGGAAACACUUACGUGGUACUGGAAGAUGGAUGGAUACUGUUUCAAGUGGAAGAACACAAGAUUGCUGAACUCGUAAAGUUAAUAAGACAGGAAUUAUUUGACCUCCUUGAGGAGAAAAUAAAGGAUCCUCUAUUGAAUUUGUUGCAUCACGAUAAGGGAGAAAAAAUCAUUUCAACUAUUCUAGGUUUGAUAAACUCCUGAGUGUUAUACUGCCAAAGUUAGUUGUAAAUAAUACCUAUUUAUUUUUUUACAAACGUUGAUAUUUUUACAGAAUGGAUGUUAAUUAUAAUGUGAUUGGUUGUACAGAGAAAUAAUAAUUAAUUUUUAAUAAACCGGAGAUGGUUAUAAUGAUUAUCAUCUUUGGCUUUGGCGUGGCAGUAUUGUUACAUUUUUGUAAUUUAUCUCAACGAUUAUGGAGUAGUAUUUUGUUAUCUCUGUUUUUAUCAAAUAAAAAUAUCUUUAUUUUGAAGGCGA
Messenger RNA from Leptinotarsa decemlineata (Colorado potato beetle), 4153 nucleotides. Its product is annotated as putative ATP-dependent RNA helicase DHX57. Lineage: Eukaryota; Metazoa; Arthropoda; Insecta; Coleoptera; Chrysomelidae. Gene Ontology annotation, cellular component: intracellular anatomical structure. Gene Ontology annotation, molecular function: ATP binding; RNA binding; metal ion binding. The record is from RefSeq and is a predicted model, not a curated record.